AUCUAUGAAUCUCCCAGUGUUUGUGGGGGACCUAAAACUCGUGAUCAAUGAACCAAGCAGGUUGCCUCUAUUUGAUGCUAUCCGCCCACUUAUCCCGUUAAAACACCAGGUGGAGUAUGAUCAGCUUACACCCAAAAGAUCACGAAAGCUGAAAGAGGUGAGAUUGGAUCGUUUGCAUCCUGAAGGACUUGGAAUAAGUGUGAGAGGUGGAGUGGAAUUUAAUUGUGGCCUCUUCAUCUCCCAGUUAGUUAAAGGAGGACAGGCAGACAAUGUUGGGCUUCAGGUUGGAGAUGAGAUAGUUCGUAUAAAUGGAUAUUCCAUUUCAUCAUGCACACAUGAAGAAGUCAUAAACCUCAUUCGUACAAAGAAAAUAGUGUCCAUAAAAGUAAGACAUAUUGGCAUGAUACCUGUCAAAAGUUCAGCAGAUGAACCCCUCAAGUGGCAAUAUGUGGACCAGUUUGUGUCAGACUCUGGGGGCAGUGUUGCUGGUCUUGCUUCUUCUGGAGGGAGGAACAAUAAAGAGAAGAAAGUCUUCAUUAGCUUGAUUGGUACAAAAGGCAUGGGAUGCAGUAUUUCCAGUGGUCCAACACAAAAACCAGGCAUUUUUAUUAGCAAUGUUAAGCCGGGUUCUCUUUCUGCAGAGGUGGGCUUAGAGGUUGGUGAUCAGAUUGUUGAGGUAAAUGGAGUGGACUUUUCUAAUGUGGAUCAUAAAGAGGCUGUUAGAGUGCUCAAAAGUAGCCGUACUUUGACUAUCUCUGUGGUAGCAGGCGCUGGAAAGGAGCUGUUCAUGACUGAAGAAGAAAGGCAGAGAGAAGCACGUCUCCGUGAGCAAGAACGUCAGGAGUUAAUGCAUCAGAAGCGACUUGCACUGGAGACUAACAAAAUCAUCAAAGAGCAGCAAGAGAAAGAGAGAUUAAGAAAACUGGAGAUUUCCCAGAAGGCUGCAGAGGAAGAAGAGAGAUAUCGCAGAGAAAUAGAGCAGAUAACAGCAGAGGAAGAGAAAUUUAAAAAGGAGUGGGAAGAGGACUGGGGUCCUAAGGAACCUCCCAAAUCUCUAAAAACUGUAACUGCAGAAGUGCACUCUGUCCCUCGUUCCAAACGCAAGACUUUUGGAUGGUUUUAUCGAUAUGAAGGAAAAUUUCCCACAAUCCGCAAGGUACAAAAAGAGCGAAAGAAGUCAAAAAGUGACAGUCUGUGCGAACUGAAGAAGAAUAAAAAGGAAAUGGAAUUUGAGCAAAAACUUGCCAAAGAGAAAGAAGGAAUGUUGGAGAAAGAAAAACAACUGAAAAUAAAUCGUCUUGUGCAAGAGGUAUCUGAGACAGAACGAGAAGACCUGGAAGAAUCAGAAAAGGUGCAGCAUUGGGUGGAAAGACUUUGUCAGACACGGUUAGAACAGAUUUCCUCUGUGGAAAAUGAGUCUCCUGAGUUGGCAAGUGGACGUCCUUCUGCUUCUCCUGCCAUAUCAAUGCGGCGUUUUGCUGGUGGCCUGCAGCUUCAUACCACAGAUCUUGAUGAUAUAAACUUAGAUGAAGUUGACAAGCCUAAACCACGUGUGGCACCACCUCCGCCACCACCCCCCACUGUUACUCCAGCAUCACCAGCUCAUCUGCUUCCCACAUCAAAUGUUCCACUUUCAAGAGUUCCAACCCUGGCAGUAACACCAGCUUCCCAGCAACUUGCUCCAAGUCCACCUACCCAACGACAUCCAGGGGUACCAAUAGUCUCUAAACCAGUCAUGCUGCAUCCUGACCCAAACUUUAUGGUCAGGCCAACAAUCAAAUCAGAGGCCCUGCCACAAGAGAUGUUUAAAAGGAUGGUGGUUUACAAUUCAUCAUUUAGAUCUAACAAAAAACAAGGCUUCCAGAAAUAUUUGGAAGAUUUUGAUCCAUAUUCAAUGUUUACCCCAGAGCAGAUUAUGGGAAAAGAUGUACGGCUAUUACGAAUUAAAAAGGAAGGAUCAUUAGACCUUGCAGUCGAGGGAGGAAUUGAUUCUCCGAUUGGAAAGAUAGUUGUAUCUGCCAUCUAUGAAGGUGGUGCUGCAGACAAACAUGGAGGCAUAGUGAAAGGGGAUGAAAUACUAGCUGUAAAUGGCAAGAUACUAAUUGAUAGCAGGCUGUCAGAAGCACAGGCAACUCUAGCAAAAGCUUGGAACAUGGGUGGGGAUUGGAUUGACUUAGUCAUUGCAGCAUCACCUCCAAAGGAAUACGAUGAUGAACUCCCUACUAUUCCUUCAUCAGCAGUCAGUCCCAACACCCACAGAAAGGUUUUUGAAGGCAGUGCGCCCGUGUACAGACAAGGGUAUCUCCUGCAGCUGUAG
Molecule: messenger RNA, 2317 nt
Organism: Pterocles gutturalis (yellow-throated sandgrouse)
Lineage: Eukaryota; Metazoa; Chordata; Aves; Pterocliformes; Pteroclidae
Gene: USH1C
Product: Usher syndrome 1C (autosomal recessive, severe)
Exons: 25
Biological process (GO): inner ear morphogenesis; sensory perception of sound; retinal cone cell development
Cellular component (GO): stereocilium tip; cilium; photoreceptor inner segment
Molecular function (GO): protein binding
Source: RefSeq, a predicted model, not a curated record